AAUACGCCGAGCUUUGCAGUUUCAGAACUCUUCCUUUCAUCCUCAAAUCUUCCGACAUUCCCCUCCUCCUACGGUCCGUCAGAAAGCCCUCAACUUUCCCUCAGAAUUCCAUUCCUUUUUCCCUCUACGGCUCACCCAUGAACAUGCUCAAGAACCUGCGCUUCGGCUCCCCAAAAUCUGCCCCGCCUGCGGAGAAUUCCGCCACCGCUCAGGGCUCCGAUGAUGAUGUUCCUGCCUCAGGUCAGCAGUUCGCCCAGUUCGGUGCGGGGUGCUUCUGGAGCGUCGAGUUGGCGUUUCAAAGGGUCCCUGGCGUGACCAAGACUGAGGUCGGGUACAGUCAGGGGUUUAUGAAUAAUCCCACCUACCAGGACAUUUGUUCGGGGAAUACCAACCACAGUGAGGUGGUGAGGGUGCAGUAUGAUCUCAAGGAGUGUACCUAUGAGACCUUGCUUGAUGUGUUCUGGACUAAGCAUGAUCCUACCACCGUCAAUCGCCAGGGUAAUGAUGUGGGAACACAAUACAGAUCUGGAAUAUACUAUUACACUCCUGAGCAGGAGAAGGCAGCACAGGAAUCCUUAGAGAAACAGCAGAAGCUCUUAAACAGGGAGAUUGUUACAGAGAUUCUGCCUGCUAAGAAGUUCUAUAGAGCAGAAGAAUACCACCAGCAGUAUCUUGAGAAAGGUGGUCGUUUUGGUUUUAAGCAAUCUGCUGAGAAAGGGUGCAAUGAUCCAAUCCGUUGCUAUGGCUAAGUUGUCCACUGUCUUAACAAGUGUUAUGAAAUUAUGAUCUGUUUAUAGUAUUGUGCUUUUUCUUUUUUUUCCUGCUACUGGCAUAUUGUGCACUUUUGCUCAUAUGAUUGAUAACAAUGCCUGAUUGAUGUGGUUUCUGGGCAUGUAUAUUUAAUUUGCUUGUUGAGUCUUGGCAUCCAUCUUUUGUAUAUCUACUUAGAAGUCCAUAUAAAACAGUCUAGUCAACAAUUAUGGAUUAUGUUUGUUAGCAUGUAUCAAAAUUAAAUCCAAUAUGGUUGUCUGGAGCCAAUCGAAGUAGAAUGAAGUCAUAUUCUGCAUCUCCACCCCAAACCCAAAGUUUGAUACCAUUGGAAACUAUUUGGAACUUUGUAGAUUUUGAAUGUGAUGUUUAUGGAUUAUUUUUGUUGACUGUUAUCUUCACUUUUUGGAUCAUUGCACGAGCAACGUUUUUUCCAUUUAUUCUCUCAGAAACUUUGAAGGAAACUCUCACAUCACAUGUUCUCGGGCCAAGUUUCGCAAUUUUUCUAAUGUAAUUAUCUGCAAUAUCAGCGUUAGCAACUGUCAAGCACACACAUAUGGAAAUGGAUAGAUCAUGGAGAGAUUUGUUGGGACUUGGGAUGCAGAUUAGA
Rubroshorea leprosula is the source of this 1378-nucleotide messenger RNA. NCBI's taxonomy places the organism in Eukaryota, Viridiplantae, Streptophyta, Magnoliopsida, Malvales, Dipterocarpaceae. The record is from the annotation of a GenBank genome assembly.